AUGUAAAGCAAAUACGAAUAGAAUGAUGACGAGAUCUUGUGUUAAAAUGAUGACGAUGGUAACGGUGAAAUAAUAAAUUUUGAAUAAUUCGAUGAGGAUGAAUAGAAUGUCAUUACACCUGUUGAAAAGAGUAAAUAGUAAAUACAAUAAACUUUUGGAGAUUAAUUUUAAGUAUAGAAGGAAAAAGAAGAUGAAGAAUAGGUGAUUGAAGAUAUAGUGCAAUUUAUGCAGGAUGAAGAACAAGACAAUGUAGCAAAUUUUGGUAGUAUGCAUCGCGAUGAAGACUUUUAGAGUUGGAAGGAUGAGAAUAAAUAAAAUGAUUAAAAUGAAUAAGUUCAAUAAACAAAUUAGAUUGAUGCAAUGACUGAAAGAUAAGAAUAGUAAGCUUAAAUUAUAUAUUAACCUGGCAUGAUCAUUGAUAUGAAGGAGUUCCUACAAAAGCCUAUCGAUCAAUGUAAAUACAUAUUUUGA
This is a messenger RNA of Paramecium tetraurelia, 471 nucleotides long. RefSeq lists its product as uncharacterized. The record is from RefSeq and is a predicted model, not a curated record. Lineage: Eukaryota; Ciliophora; Oligohymenophorea; Peniculida; Parameciidae. The transcript has a single exon.